Cotesia glomerata is the source of this 672-nucleotide messenger RNA. RefSeq lists its product as uncharacterized. The record is from RefSeq and is a predicted model, not a curated record. The coding region runs from base 53 to 442 and encodes 129 amino acids. The transcript is spliced from 2 exons. Lineage: Eukaryota; Metazoa; Arthropoda; Insecta; Hymenoptera; Braconidae.
GGGCCUGAACUCGUCGUUAUCAAGCGACCGUUUGAACAGUGGAGUAGACCCCAUGGCUCUGCUGUCUAGCAAUGCUACAGGGAGUAAAGAAACAGCUCUGAUGGAAGUAGACGCACAGCAAACAAACUUUCCUCCAAUAAGUGGAAGACCUGUUGCUCCCGUCAACAUUCACACAUGCCGAGGGAGGAUAAACUCUCUACCGACUGUCACCGGUCAACAAUCGCCAAUGGAACGGCUCGGUAGCAAGAUCGAAGAAUUAGCUGAGUUCAUAAAGGAUAAACGAAAUCUCCACCAUGAACUCGCAGACUGCGUUGAACAGCCAAAGUGCUUCCUCUGUACACAGGAACAAAAAGCUCCAGAUAGCUUAUGUCAUAUUCCAGGCUCCGGGGCUUGUAAGGUAUUCCGCACCGCACUUGCCGAAGCUACGAAAGGGCAGAAAUGACACGCAUACUUCAAGGAAACCUGAAUAGAUGUGCGUUGGCGCAAAAUUUACUUCGCCAGCGAGUCUUUGAAGAGAGGAUCGACGUUUGCUUCAUCAGUGAGCAAUAUCUAAACCUCCAAGAUAGAGCAUGGUUCGCAGACAAAACUGGCACGGCGGCAAUCUGGAUUGUAAAUACAAAGAACGUUACCACCAUCAACAGCGGAAGUGGAGCAGGUUUUGUCUGGAUUCAA